AUGAGCACGCGUGCUGAGAAAGAAAGCGCGCCCCCCGUGCCGCCUCGUCCAAAGUCGAACAGCUAUGCCACGGGCGCACAACUGCCACCAAUGCUGAACCGCAGUCUCAGCGGACGGAAGCCGAGCUUCGUCGAAGGCGGCCCGCUGCCUUCGCCCUCGCUGGGGAAGCGUCGAGGGUCGGUGUUCUCCGAUUUCUCGACGGACGACGGCCGCGGAUCGAUGAGGUCUUCGACGGACAAUCUGUUACGGACUACGACCAGGAGGGAAGCGAUGGACGAUGGGGCGGACGUUGAGUUCUCGCAUUGGCAUUCAGCCCCGUUGGCAUUGGCGAUAUUACCCGCUAUAGCGGGUGUGUUGUUCAAAGAAGGUGGUACAGUUGUCACGGAUGUGAUGCUGUUAUGCCUGGCUGCCAUGUUCUUGAAUUGGUGUGUCAGGGCGCCUUGGACAUGGUACUACUCCUCCGUAACCCUCCGUGUGCAGGACGCAGACGCCCACCACCCAGUCCACUUUACCUCACCCAUGGAAGAUAUCACCGAAGAGCCCGCCGACGAGUCCGCUAUUACAGACAACGCGACCAAGCCCAGCGACGGCUCCAUCUAUGAAGACGCGCGUUCAAAGCAUUCAACCCAUGAAAAGGAGCACGCACAGACGGAGGCAGCCGAAGAGCUCCGCCGCAACGAGCUCACAGCCCUAACCCUCUGCUUCCUCGGCCCCCUCGUAGGCGCCUACCUCCUGCACACGAUUCGCAGCCAACUCUCCCGCCCCUCCGAAGGUCUUGUCUCCAACUUCAACCUGACAAUCUUCAUCCUGGCCGCCGAGCUGCGCCCCUUCUCGCACCUCAUAAACCUGCAAUACGACCGCGUCGCGCACCUGCAACGCGUCGUGCGCUCCGACCCGAUCUUCCAACCCCCCGGCGCCCUCCCCACCGACGUCCUCGACCGCCUCCAGUUCCUCGAAUCCCGCAUUUCCGACCUCUCAUCCACCGCCCUUGCCGCCUCCGCCACCGCCCCCACACUCACAGACCAACAACUCGCCAAGCUCUCCCGCCUCUCCUCGGAUCUCGACUCCCUGACCCGCGCCAUCAGGACCUACGAGAAACGCGACCGCGCACGCAGCCUGCAGACCGACGGGCGUUUCCGGGACCUAGAAGCUCGGCUCGAAGAUGCGCUGGCCUUGGCCGGGGCCGCGGCCCGCAGCAGCCAGAAGCCUGGGGUCGUGGCGCUGGGGCUUGAAUGGGCGGGGCGGGCGUUCAGCGUCCCGCUGGGAGUCAUGUGGGGGGUUUCUGUGUUGCCGCUCAGGGCGGCAGUCGAGGUGCUGGUAAGGAUCAGGUUGUGGGUUUUUGGGGGCACGAAGGUUGUUAAGCGGAGGAAGGGAGAGGUGAAGGGGGAGAAUGGGGGCGUUAAUGGGGCGAAGGUGCGGGUGGGGAAGGAGAGGCGGUGA
Molecule: messenger RNA, 1440 nt
Organism: Coniosporium apollinis CBS 100218
Lineage: Eukaryota; Fungi; Ascomycota; Dothideomycetes
Exons: 2
Coding region: 1-1440 (479 amino acids)
Source: RefSeq, a predicted model, not a curated record